This is a messenger RNA of Exophiala aquamarina CBS 119918, 648 nucleotides long. Its product is annotated as cytidine deaminase. Gene Ontology annotation, molecular function: zinc ion binding; cytidine deaminase activity. Gene Ontology annotation, cellular component: cytosol. Lineage: Eukaryota; Fungi; Ascomycota; Eurotiomycetes; Chaetothyriales; Herpotrichiellaceae. The transcript is spliced from 2 exons. The record is from RefSeq and is a predicted model, not a curated record. The coding region runs from base 1 to 648 and encodes 215 amino acids.
AUGGCGUCCGGAGACUCCAUUGUCCCGUUAACAAAUGAGGAACUAGCCAAGCUAGCGACGCUUGCGAUUGAGGCAAAGCAGACAGCAUAUUAUCAUUUCCAUACCCUCACCUCGGAGCCAACUCCAAAAGGCAAUAAGGAAGCAUCUGUUCCUCCAAAAAUCAAGAAAACAUCAUCCCCCAAAGCCCACUCUCACUCACAACCACAAUCCUCCAUAGGCCCAUACUCGAACUUCCGCGUCGGGGCCGCCGUGCUCCUCUCGAGCGGCACAUACCACAGCGGCGCGAACGUCGAAGUGGCGAGCACGCCGGUGGGCAUCUGCGCGGAGCGCUGUGCGAUCGCGCCGAUCGUGGCGUCGAUGAAACGCCCCGAGAUGCCGGUCAUCCGCGCCAUCGCCGUCAGCACCGACAUCAACCCGCCGGCUAGCCCGUGCGGCAUGUGCAGGCAGUUCAUCAACGAGUUCGCGACCACGGGUGAUCUCCCGAUCUACAUGUACGGCAAGGAUGGGAUGGCAGGCGAUGUCGUCAAGAUGACGAUCGGAGAGUUGUUGCCCAUGAGUUUUCGGAGGAAUGAUUAUGAGAAGAAUCGGGAGGGGACGACGAAGGGGACGGGGGAGGGGGCAGCGGGCGGGCUGUUUGGUGGUGAGUAG